This is a messenger RNA of Marmota flaviventris (yellow-bellied marmot), 908 nucleotides long. It is a transcript of the gene Slc66a3, whose product is annotated as solute carrier family 66 member 3. The record is from RefSeq and is a predicted model, not a curated record. NCBI's taxonomy places the organism in Eukaryota, Metazoa, Chordata, Mammalia, Rodentia, Sciuridae.
AAGGCGGAAGGAGGGUGCGCCUCUGGCUGCAGAGGGUUGAGCCCCGGCUUUCCAGCUGCGAUCCGGCCGGCGCCAUGGAGGACGCGCUGCUGUGGUUCUGCAACUGGAGCACCCUGGGCGUGUGCGCCGGGCUCAAGCUGCCGCAGAUCUACGCGCAGCUGGCGGCGCGCAGCGCGCGGGGCAUCAGCCUCCCGAGUUUACUUCUGGAGCUGGCCGGGUUCCUGGUCUUCCUGCGCUACCAGUGUUACUACAGGAACCCGCUGCUCACCUACCUGGAGUACCCCAUUCUCAUCGCUCAAGAUGUCGCCCUCCUGCUCUGUGUCUUUCAUUUUAACGGAAACAUGAAACAGGCCGCGCCCUACAUGGCUGUAUUUGUGUCUUCUUGGUUCAUCCUCAGCCUGCAGAAGUGGAUCAUUGACCUGGCCAUGAACUUAUGUACGUUCAUCAGCGCGGCCAGUAAGUUCGCCCAGCUCCAGUAUCUGUGGAAAGUGCAAGACUCGGGGGCCGUGAGCGCCCUGACCUGGGGCCUCGCUGCGUACACCUGUGCAACAAGAAUAAUAACAACUUUAAUGACCACCAAUGAUUUUACAAUUCUUAUUCGUUUUGUGAUCAUGCUGGCUUUAAACAUAUGGGUAACAGCUACAGUACUUCGCUACCGGAAGCCCAUCAUAAAGGCUGAAUGACAGACCUUAUUGCUACACAAAAAGUGGAUUUUGAGUAACUGAAGCAAAGGAAAAAGCAGCUCAUUGCUACGUGAAGGUCUUUUAUGUAUUUAGUCAAUCAUUUCAGGAAACUUUGAAGUCAGAGGUAUUUAGGACUUCAAAGAGUACUUAAACUUGUUUUUAAAAAUGCCAGUUUUGCUGGGUAUGGUGGCAUAUGCCUGUAAUUGCAGGUACUCAGAAGGCUGA